Messenger RNA from Cladocopium goreaui, 348 nucleotides. The record is from the annotation of a GenBank genome assembly. NCBI's taxonomy places the organism in Eukaryota, Dinophyceae, Suessiales, Symbiodiniaceae.
AUGAGUGCUUACAAGUUCAAGAAGGUUGGCAAUGUGAGCUCUGGUGGUGGCCGCAGAGGCGUGCUGAUGCAGAGCAAGAACAAGGGCUUCUUCUUGGUGGCGCAGCCCGUUCUCGAUCCAGUCUUGCAUCUCAAGGUCAAGGCCGUUUCAAACAAUGGCAAGAAGAUGGUGAAGGCUUUCCUCUCCAGAGUUGGCAAGAGUGCGUGUCGCAUAGUGGCUGAAGCCACUUUCAGCCCAGGGCAUUCCGUUGCCAGUGCUGUGAAGGAUUUGCGCUCCCAGAUCACCAAGCGCUACACCAACGAACCCGGGAUUGAAUAUUUUAUGUGUCUUCUCAUGUGUACUCAUUGA